Exophiala xenobiotica is the source of this 1294-nucleotide messenger RNA. RefSeq lists its product as uncharacterized. The transcript has a single exon. The record is from RefSeq and is a predicted model, not a curated record. NCBI's taxonomy places the organism in Eukaryota, Fungi, Ascomycota, Eurotiomycetes, Chaetothyriales, Herpotrichiellaceae. Bases 136 to 711 code for a protein of 191 amino acids.
GCAUCCUGAUAACAGAUCCAUAACAUCCACCUCAGCUCACCACCUGCUACUCAGCCAUCCCACGUCUUCCCGUCGACUGUGGUCCGUCAAUUGCCUUCACCUCAAUAUCUAUUAAGUCCUGCCUACUUUCUCUACAUGAUGUCCUCCAACCCGUCCCGCAGCUCCAAAUCCUCUUCAACCAACGCCCUCAAACGCCUGACCCACGAACUCUCCGACCUGCAAUCCUCACCCUGCGAAUCAGUCCUCCACCUUGGCCCGGCGACUGACGAAGACCUUUUCCAAUGGGAAGCCGUGCUCAAAGGCCCCAAAGACCACACAUCCCCUUACCACGCCGGAUUAUGGCUUCUCUCGAUCUCAAUUCCACCUACCUACCCCCUCGCACCUCCCAAGAUACGCUUCGUCACGCCGAUAUGCCAUCCCAACGUACACUUCCAGAGUGGAGAGAUCUGUCUGACACUGCUGUCCGGCGAACACUGGGCGCCCACGUACACGCUUAGCACGACGAUGGGCGCGAUUCAGCAGCUCCUAAGUUCUCCCGGUCUAGAUAGCCCGCUAAACGUGGACAUUGCCAACCUAUAUAGAGAGGACGACACGGUUGGCGCGGAGAGCCUAGUCAGGUUCUGGACUGGGGAGAAGAGGUGGGCAGGUGAAGGCAAAGCCGGGUGGAUAACGGAACGGCGGCCAGGCACGGGAGGGCAUCUCGGACUGUAACGAAGAUGUGCAGGCGACUUCAGGGCUGCGAAUGUGACUUCGAGUCUGACUUGAUUGUGUUUGCCUUAUCUGGUCCUGGGCUGGGAUACCCUGUUUUCCUCUACAUUGCGAAGCGAAGCGACGAGUUUUAUGUGGUCUGGUUUGGCGUUUAUCACUGAAGCUUCUUGCAUUUUAUUCUACUACCUCUACUACUUCUCCCCUUCGAACUUGGUCCUGCUACCUCUCUAGCGCAAGGCCGAAGCAAUACUGUGACUACUAGACGAAGCCUGUGGUUGACUUGAAAGGAACAGGUUUGAAGACGGCGGAGUCGAGAACGGUUGAAACUAAGCGGCAGCCAACGCCUUUCCCCUAUCAACGAUCCUCGUCCAUUGGAGAAGCAGCAGCGGGCAGAUUCAUGUACCUUUCGAGACUACGCCCCGUCAGCGAAAGAGAUCGUCAUCAAUCGGCCUCCGCCAAUCUGUCAACAGACUGGGAACCUCUUGCAUCGUUACUAUAUCUGUGGGAUAUCGACCUCGUAAAAGGUUCUUGGGCCCGGAAGGUAUCACUAGGAUUAUUUUGUCCACUGUAGAAGGCGCUAUUCGCG